Messenger RNA from Yamadazyma tenuis ATCC 10573, 2529 nucleotides. RefSeq names its product Zn(II)2Cys6 transcription factor domain-containing protein. Gene Ontology annotation, molecular function: DNA-binding transcription factor activity, RNA polymerase II-specific; zinc ion binding. Lineage: Eukaryota; Fungi; Ascomycota; Pichiomycetes; Serinales; Debaryomycetaceae. The record is from RefSeq and is a predicted model, not a curated record. Gene Ontology annotation, biological process: regulation of DNA-templated transcription.
AUGAGCGGUAACCUGGCACCACCGCAAAUGCAAAUGGAUCAGUUCCCCAACCUGGACCAACAGCCCGCCGCUGCCCAACCGACCCUGGCUCCUGGACGAAGCGCCAGUCCGGAGCAGAAAGACAAGGAAGAACAACCCAAAAAAAAGAGAAGGGCAACUGUCAGAGCAUGCGAUGCUUGUGCCAUCCGAAAAGUUAAAUGUGAAGUACAAAGACCCUGUCACCACUGCGUGGCCAAUGGCCUCAAGUGCACUCAGAUACGGACCCGGAAGAAGUCCGGCCCCAAAAACUUGCACCGCAAGACCUUGGACUACAUAAACAGUCUUCUGACCAAGGAAACUCCGCCGGUUCCUGAAACUGCCUCAAACAAUUACCCAGAAUCAGCCCUAAUUGCAUCGAACCACCGCCACCAUCCCAUAGAGCCGCUACCGAUGGCCCUCACGUCUUCGGUACCGGUGCCCGUGGAUCCACACCUGUCGCGGUUCACCACAGAUGAUCUUGUGACGGUGAUCCGGUUGGUGAACGAGCCCGUAUUUAACGCAGUGCUUCAGGAAGUGACUAUUCGGCUGUUGUUGUCGAACAAUGACAAGUUGAUCACGUUCAUUGACGAGAACAUGAAGAACAUGUUGUCGUUGGACCUGAUCCUCAACUCGUCCGAUCCGGUGUUUUUGUCCAAGGCAUUGGCCCUUUUAUCGUUCUGUUUGGUGGUGAUUGAAAAUGCCAUCGAGUUAUUGGUGGCCAAAUUCUCCUACUCGUUCCUCAACACCAUGGAGUACUACCGGGAUCUUAAGAGGACGAUUUUAUUCAAGAUUAUGGAAAGUUUCCUGAUAAUUGACAAGCUUUUAUUGUAUCCAUUGAAACCCACCAAUCUUUUUCAGAUAUUCUACAACCAAAGCAUCGGGUCCAUUAACUUGAGCAGCUACUUCAACCUCACGCGAGACCAUGAUCCGUUGUACCUGAGCCAGCAGAAGGUGUUGCACUUGCGGAAAGCCAUCACAUACUAUCAAUUGAUUAAUCACCAUCAGAUAGGUGCCAGUAAUUCCAAGAGCUUGAAUACGUUUCAGAUCAAUGAGCUUUUUGAGAGGUUGUUUUUAUCUGAACGCUACAACUACUUGACGGCCACACAUUUGAUCAACUCCACCAACUUAUUCGACUUGAACUUGUCGUUGUCGUCCAACAAUGCGUUGUUCAACAUGUUCAAGGUCAUCAAUAGUGAUGGGUUGAUUUUCCACCGGUUGAAGUCCCAUAAUGUAUUGAUGAAUUUGCAUCAGCUUUAUAAGAUCAACCACUAUCCUGACUCAAAUAACUUGUUGACCAAGAACUAUCUCAACUUGAAGAUGAGCUUGAUCAACCUUUCGAAAAAUGACUUUUUCUACUCGAUCUUAAACCAGGUGCUUAUCUUCAAAGUAUUGAUGAUCUACUCCAACAAUUUGGAAUUGAAUGUGUUGGAGUUGGAGCUAAUCGAAGUCGUAAAAAAUCUCAACAGCAUAUUGUCAUACAACGAUGUUCUACACCUCAAUUUCUGCAACUUCAAUCUCCUUCCCCAGUUGUUACAAAUUUUAAAGAUCAACAUCGACUUUGAGAACAACUUGAACUACCUGACCGAGUUGAUAGUUUUCACCAAGAAGUUGACACCAUUUUUCAGCACCGUUAGAGACAUUGAGCAUUUCGUCAAGUCCAAUAAGAUCAUCUACGACUGGUUCGAGGAGAUGGACCAUUUGACUGCCAACAUGAACGAAAUAUUCAAUCCCCAAUCUCGGUUCAGCUCACUCCCGGUGACAGAAACAACGUCCUAUUCCUCGCCCAUCCCCAGGUCAACGUCAGAUCCGCCUGCAUUCAACCCUCAACAGCAAUCCGGUCCAUUCGUGAACGUGAACGCAUUACCAACUCUGUACCAACUCCACCACCAUCUCAACAAGUUGCAACAAAGCCAAGUCAACCUUCAGCAGAUCAACAGCCGUUCUUCAACCGAUUCUCGAGACAAGUCCGAGUUGAAUGAUCUCCUCCAGGACUUCGGUAACUCCAAGUUGAGCUCCAACUCCUCCACUAACAACAACUCAGCAAUGGUAACCAACUGUCCGACUCCUGACAUGGAUGGGCAGCCAUCACCAUUGAGCCAGCAAGCAAUACAGAACUCCAACUCCACCAGCUACCUGACAAUCAUCCAAAAUUUGGGAUUACCAGCACCUCCUAUCAUUACCACUGCCAAUAUCAACCGAGAGAACGAAGCAAGCAACUUGAGCCCCAGCAACAUCAGUGAAAGCACCAAGAACUUAUGCAAUUUGUUCACACAGAUGAAUGAUGGUAUUCCUCUGAGUCAGAACAACAGCUUAACCAACUUACUCCAGUUCACCAACUCCUCCAAUAAUGUGGCUAAUUUGAACAAAAUCUCAUCUUUGUCGAAUUUCCGGUCCUCCAAUAGUCUCAAACUCAUCAACUCGAACUCAGCCCUCAAUUUGUUCAUCAACCCGUUGGCAAACGACGAAGAUGAUGAAAAGCGUAAGAAUCUUAAGGAUAGGUUUCUUCUCUAA